This is a messenger RNA of Camelina sativa (false flax), 1370 nucleotides long. RefSeq names its product Glucose-1-phosphate adenylyltransferase family protein. Gene Ontology annotation, molecular function: GTP binding; mannose-1-phosphate guanylyltransferase (GTP) activity. NCBI's taxonomy places the organism in Eukaryota, Viridiplantae, Streptophyta, Magnoliopsida, Brassicales, Brassicaceae. The record is from RefSeq and is a predicted model, not a curated record. Gene Ontology annotation, biological process: GDP-mannose biosynthetic process.
UACAGUAUAUAUGUUUUUAUUUAGUUUUAGUUGAACUUUAUUUGAUCUGGACUUGGACUAUGGGAAUUUACACUAUUUUAAUUGUUCUGGCCGUGACAUGUUUUAUUAUUUUGAUUCUUAAACUUUUAGAGCUUUUGGAUUACUCUUAAGAAUGGUCUCACAAUAGAUGCAUGCUGUAAUUUACUCGGCUUUUUUUAACUUUUAUAUGUUCUCUACAGGAUAAAAAGAAGAAGAUGAAGGCUCUUAUUCUUGUUGGAGGUUUUGGGACUCGUUUAAGACCAUUGACUCUCAGUUUCCCAAAGCCUCUUGUUGAUUUCGCUAAUAAACCAAUGAUCCUACAUCAGAUAGAGGCACUUAAGGCUAUUGGAGUUGAUGAAGUCAUUUUGACAAUUAAUUACGAGCCAGAGCAACUGCUAGUGAUGUCGAACUUCUCAAGGGAGGUAGAGACAAAUCUCGGGAUCAAGAUCACCUGCUCGCAAGAGACUGAGCCUUUAGGUACAGCUGGUCCUUUGGCUUUAGCCAGGGAAAAAUUGGUUGAUGGCUCUGAUCAGCCAUUCUUUGUCCUUAACAGCGAUGUUAUUAGUGAAUACCCGCUUGAAGAGUUUAUUGCUUUUCACAAUGCUCAUGGAGGAGAGGCCUCUAUAAUGGUGACAAAGGUGGAUGAGCCUUCGAAAUAUGGAGUAGUGGUUAUGGAAGAAGCCACAGGGAAAGUGGAAAGGUUUGUCGAAAAGCCGAAACUAUAUGUUGGUAACAAGAUCAAUGCUGGGAUUUAUCUUCUAAAUCCUUCAGUUCUUGACCAGAUUGAGCUAAGACCAACUUCAAUUGAGAAAGAGAUCUUCCCCCAAAUCGCAGAAGCUGAAAAACUCUAUGCAAUGGUGCUUCCUGGAUUCUGGAUGGACAUUGGUCAACCACGAGACUACAUUAUUGGUCUUAGACUUUACUUAGACUCUCUGAGGAAGAAGUCUCCUUCAAAGUUAGCCAAUGGUCCACACAUUGUUGGGAAUGUUCUAGUGGAUGAAACCGCAGAGAUUGGAGAAGGGUGUUUGAUUGGCCCUGACUGCGUCAUUGAGUCCGGGGUUAGACUUUCACGAUGCACGGUGAUGCGUGGGGCACACGUGAAGAGGUACUCGUGUGUCUCAAGUAGUAUCAUUGGGUGGCACUCGACGGUCGGACAAUGGGCUAGGGUCGAGAACAUGUCCAUACUUGGGAAAAAUGUUCAUUUGUACGAUGAGAUUUAUUGUAAUGGAGGGGUUGUUUUGCAUAACAAAGAGAUCAAAUCAGACAUCAUGAAGCCAGAUAUAGUCAUGUGAUGACCAGUCAAAACUAGCUAAAGUGAUACUAAAGAUUUUUGUUUAUACUAUUCUUUUACA